GGGAGAGUGGCUGCGUGAGGCCGCAGUGCGCAUGCGCGCGAGGGGCAGUCGCCAUGGCUGCUGCGGCGCCGGUGAAAAUGGAGCUCAGGCUCAGAACUGCCAGCCAGGGGCUGUGUGUUUGGUGAUCGAGGCGUCUGUGCCCUCUUAGGAACCAAACUUAUCUCCAGCAGCUGUUAAUAGCCACAAUGUCAAAUAAGGAGGUGAAGGCAGCAUUAAAGAGUGCUAGAGACGCAAUACGAAAUAAAGAAUAUAAGGAGGCCUUAAAACAUUGCAAGGCAGUCUUGAAGCAAGAAAAAAAUAAUUACAAUGCUUGGGUAUUUAUUGGCCUGGCAGCUGCUGAGUUAGAUCAGCGUGAUCAGGCCAAAGGAGCAUAUAAGAAGGCUAUUGAACUUGAACCAAACCAGUUACUGGCAUGGCAGGGAUUAGCAAAUUUAUAUGAGAAAUCCAACCAAACAGAUGUCAAAGGAGACUUAGCAGAGGUUUACCAAAAGCUGUUGGAACUCUGUGAAAGUGGUGACAAGCAGAAAUGGUGUGAUGUAUGUAACAAACUUGUGGAACUAUAUCAUCAAGAAAAGAGAUAUGUAGAGGUGGCUGAAACAUGGCAGAAACUCAUACAAAUGAAGCAGGAGGAAGGUGCAGAAAAGGCAGAGCUUCAUCAGCUUUGGAAGAAGAUGAUCCAGUUACUGAAAGACAGCACACAGAAUAAGUGUAAUAAGACUGAACAGUCGCUUUUGACUGCAUUUGAACAUGCGGUGAACUCUGCUGACACUGUUCCUGGUGAAGACCACCAAAAUCUUUACAAGGACUUUAUUCAGUGCUUGUCAAAAUUUCCUCAUGAAACAGCUAGGUUGGAAAAGGCCUGUAAAGAUAUGAUGGUUUUGUAUCCUACUGUGAGUUAUCCUUUAGAAGUACUUUGCUUGCAUUUUGUUCAGUCAGGUACUUUGUCGGAAGAGGCCCUGCAUUAUUUUUCUAAGCUUUUGGAGAUGGACGCGAGUAGUGGUCCAGGCAUCAUUGGUUUUGGUAUAAAAUGCCUUCAAGAAAAGAAAUACAAGGAGGCUAUUAAGAGUCUUACUGAAGGUUUGCAGAAGACUAGCCAGUGUCCGGCAGCGUGGCAUUAUUUGGCAGAGGCACAGAUGAAAAUUCACAAACACAGGGACGCUGUCCUGUCCUGCAAUCAAGCUCUUGAGGCUCUUGGAACUCCUGACGGUCCUAGUCUUCGGUGGAAGAACUUUAUCCUUCAGUUGAAAGCAGAGGCUUUGAUUAAAAUAGCUGAUGCUGAUGCUGCAGAAGAAGCCAUUAAAACACUUGAGCAGAUUAUGGAUGCAAGCAGUGAUCCGGUGGUUUUAGCUAUAAGAGGUCAGGCUUAUCUAAACAAGGGUUUAAUGGAUCAAGCUUCAAAGAUUUCACAAGAGCUCCUGUUGUCCCACCCUGAUCUGGCUGAGUCCCAUGCUCUAGAGGGUUUCAUCCAUUAUUCCCAAAAGAACUAUGAACAGGCAGAAAGAAGUUUUCUAAAUGCUAUUGAAAGAAAGGCCGAAACUGCAGAGUAUCAUCAUUACCUGGGGCUUACAUACUGGUUCAUGAGUGAUGAGACAAAAAAAGACAAAGGAAAAGCACUCACUCAGUUCUUGAAGGCUGCAAAACUGGACAGCUACUUGGGAAGUGUCUUUUGUUAUUUAGGUAACUACUACAGAGACAUUGCUGGAGACAAAAGUAGAGCUCGUGGUUGCUAUAAAAAGGCUUUUGAACUGGAUGGAACCGAUAAAGAGUCUGGAACAGCAGCUGUAGACUUAAGUGUGCAACUUGGAGACAUGGACACUGCUCUGUCAAUCCUGAAUGAGGCAACUGAAAAAGCGAGUACUGGUACAGCAAAAUGGGCCUGGCUUCAUCGUGGACUUUACUACCUGAGAACUGGUCAGCCGUCACAAGCAGUGGCUGAUUUGCAGGCAGCUCUCAGGGCUGAUCCAAAGGAUUCCAACUGCUGGGAGUCUCUAGGGGAGGCUUACUUGAGCAGAGGUAGCUAUUCAACAGCUCUAAAAUCCUUCAGGAAAGCAAGUGAGCUGAACCCAGAGCUCAUGUACAGCAUUUACAGAGCUGCAGCAGUUGAGCAGCUUCUAGGCAAAUAUGAAAAUGCUAUAGCUACCUAUCAACAAAUCUUAAAGAAGACAGAAGAUUAUGUGCCUGCACUGAAAGGACUUGGUGAGUGCUAUCUCAUGCUGGCAAGAUCAGCCCUUGAUAACUAUCUUGAUAGGAAGGCUGUGGAUUUCAUAGAGCAGGCUCUUGAAUUUUUUACAAGGGCAACAAAGCAUCGUCCUGAUAUAUCUUGCCUCUGGAAACUGCUCGGAGAUACCUGUACUAGCGUGCAUGUUAUUUCACCAACCAAAGUGAAUGUUCAAGUUCUAGGAUCCCUUCUGGGUAAAAAUGCAGGCAAACAGAUGCUGAAGAAGAGCGAGCUGCUCAGACUGGGAGGAAGGUGUUACAGCAGAGCUUUACAAUUGAUGGCUUUGCCUAGCAUAUGGUGUGAUCUUGGAAUAAAUUAUUAUCGACAAGCAGAGCACCUCACAGCGGUGGGCACUGACAUGAAUGAAAUCAGUGAACUGCUAGAGAAGUCUUUACAGUGUCUUAAAAAAGCUGUGAGGCUUGACAGCAAAAAUCAUCUUUAUUGGAAUGCGCUUGGUGUAGUUGCUUCCUGUAGUGCUAUUGGGAAUUAUGCUCUUGCUCAACAUUCGUUCAUCAAAUCUGUUCAAGCUGAGCAAAUCAAUGUUGUUGCCUGGUCCAACUUGGGGGUUUUGUAUCUGGCAACUGGAAACAUUGAGCAAGCUCAUGAAGCCUUCAAGGUAGCCCAGUCUCUGGAGCCUUCUUACUUACUGUGUUGGAUUGGGCAGGCUCUUAUUGCAGAGGCAGUAGGCAGCUAUGAUACUAUAGAUCUCUUCAGGCACACAACUGAACUCAGUAUGCAUACCGAGGGAGCAAAAGGCUAUGCCCACUGGGUAUGUUCAACGCUGCAGGAUAAAAGCAACAGAAACACUGAACUAUAUCGGUACAACAUUGUUCAAAUGAAUGCUAUUCCAGCAGCCCAGGUGGUCUUGAACAAAUAUACAGAAAGAAAUCCAAACGAUGCAUCAGCUUUCACAAUGCUUGGUUAUUUGAAUGAGUAUCUGCAUCUAAAAAGGCAGGCAACAGAUGCCUAUGAGAGGGCAGCUUCAUUGCUGAAAAACUCUGAGGAUACCGAGAAAUACAAUAUAGCAAUGCAAAACUAUGGCAGGUCACUGUGUGCCCUUGGUCAGUGUGAUAAGGCCAUUGAGGUUUAUGCAUCAAUACCCCUAACUGAGUUUGAUGGCAUUGUAGGGAUAGCAUUAGCCUACUUCAAGAAAGGACUCUUACAAGAAAGUAUCAAAGCAUAUGAAAAAGCCUUGUCUGUUGCUGAGUCUGAACAAGAUAAAGCACAUAUCCUGACUGCCUUGGCAAUAAUAGAGUAUAAACAGAACAGAGUGCAUGCUGCAGAGACACUGCUGUUUAAAUGCUCAUUAAAGGAACCUAGUAUGGAAAGUCUGAAGGCUUUGUGCACACUAGGACUGGUAAAGCAGGAUGCUACACUUGCAACAGCAGCCCUAAAAGAAUUACUGAAGCAUGAAAAAGGGGAUGAUAGGAUUUAUGAGAGGUGCCUUAUUGCAUCUGCUGUUUAUGCAUUGCAAGGUAGAAAUGUGGCGGUCCAGAGAGAAGUCUCCAAAGCAGUACAUAGGAACCCUGAUAAUCCUGCCCUCUGGUCUCUUCUGUCUCGACUAGUUCCACUGUAUGCAUCACAAAAGGCAAAAGGGGGAGCUGUGGCAGGAAACAUCGCACAUGUACUUGAUGUAAACCAUGGAAAGGAAGUCCUGCUGAAUAUUGCAGUUAAUCAGUUGGCAGCAGGAUGUCAUAUGUUAGAAGAUGAGAAAAACAAUCCUCUGAAAAAUAUUCAGAAGGCAAUCCGCCUCUGUCCAGAUAAUCCUUCUGCCUGGGCAGUGCUGAUGGCAGCGUGUCAUGCUGAAAACACCGUUGUCUGUCUAAACAACACUCAGCCGAAGCUAACAGAUCUAGAGAUGAUACUUGUAGCUACAGUUUCAGCCAAAACUGGAGAAAAUAAUCUUCCACGUAAUUAUAUCCAGACUGUUGAAGACUGGUGUCUAUGUCAAGCUAUUACCAGUCUAGAGGAGACUGGUAAACUCUCAGAAGCUGAAGCUCUUUGUACCAAGGGUUUAAAAAGCCGCCCUGAGCACCCAGCUCUGUUUUUGCUUUUGAGACAAGUUCAGUGUAAGCAGCUGUUGCAGUCUCACAAAGAACUUCCAGACAACAUCCUGGAUGAGCUUCGCAAGACAGUCAUGACCAGUUCAACUUCAGUUGCAGCCUGGCAAUGGCUGGCAAAAGUGUAUCAGUCUCAAAGAAUGAUGGUUGGAGCAGAGAUGUGUUACAGAAAGAGCCUGCAGUUGGCAUCACAGCAGGGCAGCUGGAAUGGGAAGUUAUCCAGUCUGCUCAGGCUAGCUAUGCUCGCACUGGAAAUCUGCAUGAUGAUCAAGCUAACAGCCAUAAUCAAAAUCAGUCAAAGGAACCCAUAUAUCCUGAGUGCUUAUUUAAGAAAAGGCAAUCAGUUUUACCAAGGAUAAAGCUGCAAAGCUGUUGCUCCUGGUGGGAAAAGAGAAUCCGCCUCAGUGUAGUCAAGUUUCUUUCUCACAAGCCAUAUGUUUCAAAAGGCAGAAUUUGUCAAGUGACAGGAUUUUUCCUCCCAUGAUUCUUCUGUCCGUUUUCUAGUGGUCUGCUCCCUGUUUCCUAUAGCUCCUAAAUAUCUCCACAGGUUUCAAGGUACCCUCUACCUUAAUUAAUACUACUUCUUCAAAUGCUGGCCUGAAUUGCCUGAGAAUGUACAAGACUUUGUUUAAAAAAUGUAAUUAGUAUGAAUUUGAUUAUCUCAUCUCUACUUUUUGCAUGAGCAGAGCAGCUGAUCAGUGGAUUUCUGUCCAGCCUCUCUAAUCUGCACUGGCUUAAUGAAAUGUGCAAAAGCCUGGUGAAAACCUUGCUCAGAUCCAAGAAAGCUCUGCGUUUGAAAAUUGCUUGUCUCCCAAUUAUCUGUCUAAAUGAAAAUUUGGGCACCCCUUCAAGUACAGUAAUUUUGGAGACAAUGGGGAUAAUAAGACUUUCCUUAAGCCAAAAGAUAUAGGGAUUUGUUCAGUAGUUGCUCUAUUAGGUAAUUACCAUCUUGGAGUUGGUUUUUAUUUCUGGGCAUAAAUUCUAUGUUCUAGAAUAGUAUUGUACAUGGGAUGAAAAUUUACAAGCUGAAGAGCAAACAAAGGUUUGUGAUUAAAACAUUACUAAAACAUGUAUGGAAAAAGUAAAAAGAUUCUUUGCAUAAAUGAGCAAGUGGAAUGCUGGCAAGGCUGGUCCUAGAAUAUUUAAUGUGACUUCUCCAGGCUCUCCUAACCACUGUUUGUGUUUUUUUCUAAAGAAAUCUCUUUCUAACCUGCCAAAUACUUUGUGUAACUCAGAACAGCCUGAAUUGAACCUGCUCUCUAGAGAGCUGCAAACAAAAACUGAUUUACACUACACACUAAAAUAAAGACCUUUCUUUUUUCUCUUUGUUAUUUCUUUGUUUUUUCUUCUUUUAUUA
Molecule: messenger RNA, 5635 nt
Organism: Harpia harpyja (harpy eagle)
Lineage: Eukaryota; Metazoa; Chordata; Aves; Accipitriformes; Accipitridae
Gene: SKIC3
Product: SKI3 subunit of superkiller complex
Exons: 40
Coding region: 186-4637 (1483 amino acids)
Cellular component (GO): Ski complex
Molecular function (GO): protein binding
Source: RefSeq, a predicted model, not a curated record